UCAUGAAUCGGACGUUGUCACGACGCGUAGGAAGAAGAAACAUCGAGCGCGGAAAGAAAUUUGAUUUUUUUUUAGCUGUCAGUAGUAAAAGUUAUAAGCGUCUAUAUUGCGGGGACGCGAAUAUAGCAUUUAAGUAUCGUGCUCAGCAGUUUUAGCUUUUGUUGAAUGUUGCCUUAAUAGGAUGCUGGUGUGUGUUUUUAGUUUUUUAAGCCUCCACGAGGUCGGAGUACAACACAGCUAACGGUUAGCCGGUUAGCUCUUUGGUCCUGCUUGGUUUUUUUUUUAAAGCCUCUUAAUGUAAACUAGUACAACCUAAAAUGUCGGGCUUUAACUUCGGGACAAGCACCCUGGGCUCUGCUAACCCCGCCGUGGGCUUUUCGUUUGGAGCCGCGACCAGUGCGCCUGCUGCAGGAACCGGUGGCUUUAGUUUCGGUGGUCUUGGAGCACCAACCUCUACUCCAGCUGCUACUACCACUACAUCUUCUCUAGGCCUCGGGGGCAGCUUGUUUGCCCAGAAACCAACAAGUGGAUUCUCUUUUAACACACCUGCCUCAGGAGCUGCUGCACCAUCUACUGGCCUUACUUUAGGAGCACCUGUUGCAUCUACUACUGCUUCAACAGGGUUCAGCUUUGGUUUUGGGAAACCAGCAGCCUCAGCAGCUCCAUUUUCAUUGACAACCACCACCUCUGCCCCAGCAGCUACAGGCCUGACUUUGGGCUCCGUCCUCACCUCCUCUGCCCCUCAGACUGGCUCCACUGGCUUCUCAUUGAACCUGGGAGGAACAGCGGUUACCUCCUCUAUUCCAGCCACAGGCCUCGGUCUGGGCACAUCUAUUUUCUCCAGCUCUGCAUCAACAGGCUUAGGGCAGUCUACUCUUGGAGGGGGCUUGACUCUUGGUAGUUUGCUCUCAUCCUCCACAGCAUCCACAGCCCCUCUUGCCCCUGCACCCAGUGUUGGUUUGGGUGGAGUGGAUUUCAGCACCUCCUCUGAGAACAAGAGUGAUAAAUCAUCUAGUGCUAGACCUGAAGACAGCAAAGCUCUCAAAGAUGAAAACCUUCCUGGUCCCAUCUGUCAAGAUGUGGACAAUUUCCAGAAGUUUGUGAAGGAGCAGAAGCAGGUUCAAGAAGAGAUCAGCAGGAUGUCUUCUAAAGCCAUGCUUAAAGUGCAGGAUGACAUUAAGAGUCUGAAGCAGCUUCUGUCGGUCAGUGCUAGUGGACUGCAGAGAAAUGCCCUCUCCAUAGACAAGCUCAAGAUGGAGACCGCUCAGGAGCUGAAGAACGCUGAUAUUGCACUGAGAACACAGAAGACACCGCCUGGGCUUCAACAUGAGAAUACUGCGCCAUCUGAUUAUUUCCGAGGUUUGGUGGAGCAGUUUGAGGUGCAGUUACAGCAGUACCGCCAGCAAAUCGAAGAACUGGAAAAUCAUCUGACCACUCAGAGCAGCAGCUCUCACAUCACCCCUCAAGAUCUCUCCAUGGCCAUGCAGAAACUCUACCAGACGUUUGUGGCCCUGGCUGCACAGCUGCAAGCAGUUCAUGAGAAUGUAAAGACCUUGAAGCAUCAGUAUCUAAGCUACAGGAGAGCCUUCCUGGAAGACUCUACAGACGUUUUCGAGUCGAAGCGAACGGCCAGCCGGAAGCUGCAGAGUACCCCGCGAGUGACCACAGGCCCGGCUCCAUUCGGCACCGUCCCCAAUGCUGCAGCCGUUGCCAUGGCUGCCACGCUCACACAGCAGCAGCAGCCUGCUCCAGGAACACAGGUGCCCCUGGGGGCGAGUUUUGGGACUCCCUUUGCCUCGGGCAUGGGCACUAGUAUGGGCUCUACCAGCCUUGGAGCUUUUGGGAGCGGGCCGGGGUUCGGGGCUGUGGCGACUGGAGGCUCGUCGUUUGGUUUUUCCGCUAGCAAGCCAUCUGGAGGGAGCUUGAGCGCAGGGUUCGGAAGCUCCAGCACCUCAGGCUUUAACUUCAGUAACCCAGGAAUCAACGCAUCAGCCGGGCUUACAUUCGGGGUGUCCAACACUCCAACAGCAGGAUUCGGCACAGGAGGGCCUCUGUUGCAGCUCAAAAAGCCUCCAGCGGGCAACAAGAGGGGCAAAAGAUAGAGCAGCUGACGCGGAAGGGGUAAAGGGAAUAAACAUUUAGGCCACAAGAAUUCAACUUUAGUCACAGAUGUUUAUAUUUUUGAUGGGUAUGCUUAAAGGAAUACUUUAGCAUUUUCAACCUUCUAUAGCUGCAUUACACCAUUGAUUACCACAGACGAUUCCAAUGUGCAUCACUGUACUUGGAAAAUAACAGAUAAAGCCUGUUGAGUCCUGA
Pygocentrus nattereri (red-bellied piranha) is the source of this 2316-nucleotide messenger RNA. RefSeq names its product nucleoporin 58 (gene nup58). Gene Ontology annotation, cellular component: nuclear pore. Bases 318 to 2102 code for a protein of 594 amino acids. Gene Ontology annotation, biological process: nucleocytoplasmic transport. The record is from RefSeq and is a predicted model, not a curated record. The transcript has 14 exons. Gene Ontology annotation, molecular function: structural constituent of nuclear pore. Lineage: Eukaryota; Metazoa; Chordata; Actinopteri; Characiformes; Serrasalmidae.